AUGUCAGUUUAUCUCCAUGAAGAACUUGUGGUUGAAAUCUUGAAGAGACUGCCAGUCAAGUCUCUAUUGAAAUUCAAAUGUGUGUGCAGAUCAUGGUAUGCUCUCAUCACAAACCCUAAUUUUAUUUCUCUUCACUUAGCUCACACCACGAAAGCCAACACACCCUACUCACUUGUCGUGAAGUAUAAACAACCCGAUUCUAAGAAACCAGAAUUUGUGUUGCACUGUGAUAAUGACUCGUUUAGCGAAAUUAAUGAUCGCCUGAUUUUAUGGAACCCUGCAAUUGGAGACUUUAUUACAGCAUCUUUAAGUAAGAUUUUCAGUGGGUUCUCUGACAUUUUCGGAUUCGGGUUUGAUAGAAAGAACAAUGACUACAAAGUGGUGAGGUUUGUUUAUGCUUGGGCAGAUAUGACUUUUCCCCCAAUUGUUGAGUUUUUUGAACUUAGCUCCAGUUCUUGGAAGACGGUUGCCGUUAAGAAUCUUGAUUAUGAUGUUAAUGGUUUCAGACAUCAUAUUGUUGAGUGGAAUGGUGUUUUUCAUUGGUUUGCAAGAAUUCACAAUGGCACGAACAAGAUGAUAGCAUCAUUUGAUUUGAGCAACGAAGUAUUUCAUGAGUUGAUGCUCCCUCAUGCCCUAGCUGAAACUAAAGUAUACGGCAGUCUCAGUCAUUUUUCUCUAAUAGCAUACAACCAGUCAUUAUCUGUGGUACACUAUGAAAGUAGCAUGGAGAAAAUGACUUAUUUAAGAUGUUCAAUCUGGUCGGUGCUAAGCUUCCAAGAGAAUGGUGGCAUUCUUGUUGAGGAUUAUCACGGAGUGAUAGCUUCUUAUGACCCUCACACACAAAGGGUCACCCCUCUCGGGAUCUAUGGAAAAUGCUUCGCGGUGCAUUCUUACACGGCGAGCCUUGUUUCACUAAAGGGAAAAAGGAACAACAAGAAGAUCAAAGCAAGCAUAGAAGAGUAUAGUUAUUAG
Mercurialis annua (annual mercury) is the source of this 972-nucleotide messenger RNA. Its product is annotated as putative F-box protein At3g16210. The transcript is spliced from 4 exons. The record is from RefSeq and is a predicted model, not a curated record. Gene Ontology annotation, molecular function: protein binding. Lineage: Eukaryota; Viridiplantae; Streptophyta; Magnoliopsida; Malpighiales; Euphorbiaceae. Bases 1 to 972 code for a protein of 323 amino acids.